Molecule: messenger RNA, 4100 nt
Organism: Rhagoletis pomonella (apple maggot)
Lineage: Eukaryota; Metazoa; Arthropoda; Insecta; Diptera; Tephritidae
Gene: Sb
Product: serine proteinase stubble
Exons: 11
Coding region: 318-3722 (1134 amino acids)
Biological process (GO): proteolysis
Molecular function (GO): serine-type endopeptidase activity
Source: RefSeq, a predicted model, not a curated record
GUUUGUGCUUUCGCGUAUGUUUGCGUGCCUAGCUCAGCAUUUGUUUUAGUGUUAUAUACAUACAUGCAUACAUAAAUAAAUUGUGCACUUUUAUUUGUUGCAUUAGCGCGUUGGCGUCACUUUAAUUACCUUUCGUUGCCGCUGACUAGCGUUAUGUGAAAAAAAUUGGUUAUAAUUUUUCAACUAAUUACCGCUACAAUGACCACGAUUGCUUGAGGCGCACGUUACUUAAGUGGCAGUUUCCUUUUGAUUUGAGCUCGCCACGGCACUAAUGCGUGCAAUACCGGCUGAGAUAAGAACUCAAAAAUUUUUGCAACAUGUGGAAUAGUAAUAAUUGUCAUAGUCGAAGAUGGCUAGUCAUGGACACAAGACAAUCGGAAUGGGAAAUGGGUAGCAGCGAAGGCAGGCAGGCGCAGUCCACGAGGGCGCAUAAACAGUCAACAGCGACAUCGACGUCGGCGUUGCCGCAACAGCAACAACAUAUCAAACGCAAAAGCCGGCGAUUAUGCGACGCUAACGCGGAUCGAGCACAGAGGGGGCUGCAGGAGCCACAGCUGUUACUGCGCUUCCCAACGCCCGCAUGCGCGUCAAACACAAAAGCAUUGAAGAGUAGAUGGCGGCUGCGAUGGCACCGACCGCGGCCACAAUCGACAACGAUUGCAACACAAUACGCGCCGCUGUGGUCUAUAUCGAUGUCACCUGCACCGACGCCGCUGCUAAAGCGGACACGAGUCAACGCUUGCCUUAACCAAAUACUAGAAGUAUUACUAGCCUUACUAUUAGCCAAUUGCCUUAUGCAACUGUUGGGACAACUGCCCGCAGCUACAGCCGCUUUCGGUGCGGCGCCGCUGGCAGGCGACACACUUGCAGAUGCGUAUAACUUUUACACGAGUAGCAGGAGUAGUCAAAGCAGCGAUGGUGGCGUUGCUUUCGAUAACGACGCCGACGACGACGACGACGACGACUACGGCAAUGCCGACGGUUGGCGUGGCCCUGUCUAUAGCAAUUAUCGCCAAGCGCACAGUAUAGGUGGUAGUGCGGCAUACGCUUUCAAUGCGUUGCAACUACCAACUGCUGCCACGCUAGCGGCGGCAGCCGCCUACAACUUGCCAAGUGCGGGCGAGGCGCUGUCGGUGGUCAAUCAGCUGCAACGCAGUCAAAAUUUCAAAAUCAGUCAGAAGCCCUGCUCCAUCGGCCGCAUCGAGGGCACCUGCAUGUUCGUGUGGGAGUGCAUCAAGUCCGAGGGUCGUCACGUGGGCAUGUGUGUGGACACGUUCAUGUUCGGCUCGUGUUGCGCGCACAAUUAUACGGAGAAUAUUGUAAUGCCGCAGACUUUCUCGUAUACGCGACCCACCAAACCACUGGGUAUUGGUGGUUUGAAUCAUCGGCCGCGACCGCCGCAUCAGCCGCACAAGCCGAGUAUAAGUGGCAUGACUACAAUCGAACGACCGCAUGGCGCUGGUACGCUGGUCAUACGCCCCUCUGGUCCGCAUCAUCAGGGUGCGCUGCAUAGGCCUCAAUAUACGAAGCCCUCAUCAUUGGGUACUACAACAUCGUUUUCAGCGUCGCCUGCGACAAUGAGUACGACGAAGAAAAAAUCGACCACCACUACUACAACGGAGAGCAGUAAUGCGCUUUGGACUUCGAACGCGGUACUGGCGGAUUUGCAGUCGGCUGCGGCAACGGCGACAGCGUCGAAUCUCUGGAAUGCAUCACCUCAACUGACAGCUGUAACGCAGCACCACUGGCACAUGACGACUGAGCCGAAUUUUAUUACCAAACCACGGCCGCCUAGCUGGGAGAAACCGACCGGACUGCGUCCCUCGAAGCCAUCAAAGCCAACAAAGAAGCCCAUCUUGCCGCAGCCGCAAUUGCCCAGCUUCCAACUGACGCAUCAGCAGCAGCAACAAACUUCACCGGGUAUUGUAUUCACGACGACGCGAAGACCAGUGCCUCCGACGACGUCAGUGCAGCCAGCGACAAAGAAGCCGUCUUCCUUGCCUGCAUUGCCAGCGAAUACAGCGUCGACAACACCAAUCUCGGCGUUGUCGUUGACGCGUCCAAAACCACCGUUCGCCUCGGCAACGUCUGGCUCCAACUGCAGCAGCAAUACCAGCAUCACCAACAGCAGGUAUCACCACAACCACCAUCAACACCAACAACAUCCAUACCAGCAUCAACAGCAAUACCAACAGCCGCAAUAUAAGCCGCCGCCCGCUUAUGCGAAGCCACCAACGAAAGUGCCUGCCACAUCAUUGGCGAGCACCGCCGGCACUAGCAGCGCCACAUCAACUACAGCGAAAACAACAACAACAACAACAACACGUGGGCCUCUUAGUACCACAGUGAAAACAACAACGCGUCCUUACACGCGCCCAACCACGCCCAGCUGGGUCAUUAGCGAAAGUGGUGUGCCCAGCAGCAGCAGCAGCAGCAGCGGCGGUAGUAGCGGUGAUGGCGGCGGCGGCGGCACAAUUUACCCACUGCAAUCGACUACAAAGCAGCCAACAACAACAACAAGCAUAAUGACUACAACAACACAAAAGCAUAGACCAACAUCACCCACCUCAACAUCAGCGCCGCCAUCAAGUUCAUCCGCAGCUAUAUUGCCUAUCAGGCCAACAUAUAGCCCCACAUGGUCCACAGCGACGACGUCGGCGCCUACGCGACCAACAUCAUCCACAACUACAAGCACCUCAACGUCAUCGUCAUCAUCGUCUUCAUCCUCUUCUGCUUCGCCAUCCACUUCUGUCACUACAACGCACUAUGUGCCUCCUACCUAUGGCCAUUAUCCACAUCCGCAGCCGUCCGAUCAGCAGGAGCAGCAGCAGCAGCAGCAGCAGCACACAUUGUCGCCCCACAAUCUGACGACGAUCGAAUCGAAUGAGAUCUCCGAUAGUUUGACAGAUAACAGCACCGCUAUUAAAAUCAUCACAGCAGCACGUAGCGAAUGUGGCAUUCCGGUUUUAGCACGUCCGGAGACCCGCAUUGUGGGAGGCAAGAGUGCGGCCUUCGGUCGUUGGCCGUGGCAAGUGUCGGUGCGACGCACUACGUUCUUCGGUUUCUCUAGUACACAUCGCUGUGGGGGCGCGCUGAUCAACGAGAACUGGAUCGCUACUGCGGGGCACUGUGUCGAUGAUCUCCUCAUAUCCCAAAUGCGCAUACGCGUCGGCGAAUAUGACUUCUCCCAUGUGCAAGAGCAGCUGCCCUAUAUCGAACGAGGUGUGGCCAAGAAAGUCGUACAUCCCAAAUAUAAUUUCUUCACUUACGAAUAUGAUUUGGCGCUGGUGAAAUUGGAACAGUCAGUCGAGUUUGCGCCACAUGUCAGCCCAAUAUGUCUGCCACAAACGGAUAGUUUGUUGAUUGGCAUGAAUGCCACUGUGACGGGUUGGGGGCGCCUGAGUGAGGGCGGCACGCUGGCAUCCGUGCUACAAGAGGUAUCGGUACCGAUUGUUAGUAACGGCAUUUGCGAGUCAAUGUUUGCGCGCGCCGGCCGGCAAGAGUCGAUACCGGAUAUCUUCGUGUGUGCGGGCUAUGAGAAUGGCGGACAUGACUCGUGUCAAGGUGAUUCGGGCGGACCACUGCAGGUAAAAGCUGCCAAUGGCCGCUUCUUUCUGGCCGGCAUCAUCUCCUGGGGCAUUGGCUGUGCGGAGGCGAAUUUGCCAGGUGUUUGCACGCGCAUCUCACGCUUUGUGCCCUGGAUCAUGGAGAAUGUGUCGUGAUGGACAUGGCGCAUGAGAAGGAUGUUGCCAACAAGCAAACGUUUGCGUCAAAUUGACUGUAAAUAUUUAGGAAUUUUAAUUUUGCUUGCAAUUUGAGCUUGUAAGCGAAGCACAGUGGCCUAGUUUGAGUGUGUUUCAAGCUUUCCGCGGUUUUCUACUAGAAAUUUGUUCGGUUUUUUCUACCUUUUAAUUUAUUUGUAUUAGUUAAAAAAGCGACAAUAUUAAUUAAAAAUAUUUUGUUAAAUACUAACUAAUUUAUAUAAAUUAUGUGAUUUAUAUUUAUGAAAGUAGUUAGCCACAAUUAAAAAAAUUAAAUAGUUUUAAGUAAAUGUAGGUAAGAGCAAAUGAAUUUAAUAACAGUUAAUCAAAACAAAAAAA